AUGGCGUCAUCCCUUCCUGCUGCUAAGCAGCAACUGAGAAAGCUUAUGAAACAGAAGCUCUCUACCAUCUCACAGGAUUCCAUCACUUCUCAGAGCCGUUGCAUAUUUGAGUCACUGAAAGAACUUCAGCCUUACAAGGAUGCCAGACGCAUCAGCAUCUAUUUGGCUAUGCCAACAGCAGAGGUCCAAACAGAUGCAAUUGUCCGUCACGCACUAGCUGCUGGAAAGAAGGUCUUUGUUCCUUACCUUCACAAAUCGCCUUUCCAAACACCGGACACCCCGUCCCGCGUAAUGGACAUGGUCCAUCUGGAAAACGUGCAAGACUACGAGAGUCUCAAGCUGGACAAGUGGGGGAUCCCAAGCGUGGAUCCGGCCACUGCUGAUUCAAGAAAACGAAUCCUCGGCGGCUCAGAUGUUCAGAAUUCUGACCCAGGUAUUCUCGACUUCAUUGUCGUCCCCGGUGUCGCUUUUGACUUCGAUGAAUCAGGGUCGAUUAGGCGUCUUGGUCACGGCAAGGGCUUUUAUGACUUCUUUAUCAACAGAUACAUGGCCAAGCUUGAGUCAAAGGGUAUCGCACAGCAAAACCCGUUGCACUUGUACGGUCUGGCUUUGAAGGAACAGAUGGUACCUGCGACAUCGGAGUAUCAGAUUCCUACAGAUACUCACGAUCGUAGACUCAACGGUCUCAUCGUUGGUGAUGGCGAGAUCAAGCAUGGUGUCCACGAAGCGUCUACUUCACGAUAUCCAGCACAAGAUCUUUAA
Fusarium coffeatum is the source of this 762-nucleotide messenger RNA. RefSeq lists its product as uncharacterized. The record is from RefSeq and is a predicted model, not a curated record. Gene Ontology annotation, molecular function: 5-formyltetrahydrofolate cyclo-ligase activity. The transcript is spliced from 2 exons. NCBI's taxonomy places the organism in Eukaryota, Fungi, Ascomycota, Sordariomycetes, Hypocreales, Nectriaceae. Bases 1 to 762 code for a protein of 253 amino acids. Gene Ontology annotation, biological process: tetrahydrofolate interconversion; folic acid-containing compound biosynthetic process. Gene Ontology annotation, cellular component: mitochondrion.